CGAAAGCUGGAUCCGCCCCUGCUAUCAUAUUAACUUGUUCCAUUCUAAUUUCCUGUUUCCUUAUGCCUCAUUUCCUUCCCAUUCCCGAGAUAAAUACCUGUUCUAUUUUCCAAUCUCUUAUAUAUAUAUAUAUUUUUUAAAUCCCCAUCAUUUAUUAGUAUUUCGCGAUUGUUCUUUCUCACUGUAGUAUAUAGGCCGACAUCAGUCGCUUCCUUUUCCUCUUUCAUUCCCUUUCUUCUUUCCAUGUUCUUUCUUUUCCUUUUCUUGUCCAUUUUCUUGUUUUCUUGUUUUCUUCUUCCUUUUGUUUACUUUUCCCUUUCUUUCUUUUCUCCAUUUUUCUUCCAAUUUCCCUUCCCCAAUGCAUGCGUUGAAAUAUGACGUGAAAAACAUGAACACAAUCAUCGUACACCAUAAAGAUAAUGUCGUACCCGCAAAAAUAUGUACGUGAAUGUUUUGCUCAGCUAGCGAGCGUGGCCAAUGGCGGUCGCAGUAUAGUGCAAUGUAUCCCGUGGUUCAACCAAUCUUGCAUCUUGUCGCACGAGGAAAUUUGUAGCCAAAAUUUUCACAGAAACAUCUCCAAUACGUUUUCAUGAAUAUACGUUUACAUGAACCUCAAAACAAACUUAAGUAACAUGUGAACUACAGGUUGGAGGGACAGCAUAAGGGUAAGUAAGUCCACAUAUUUUUGUUUACAAUGUUACCGUUGCCUGUACUGUGCUCCUCGCCGAACUCGCUGGGGGAGAAACUCGACGGAUACCAUGCUAUAACAACGACUGGCGAGCGUACACACGGAGUUAGCAGACUACGCUCGCAGGGAUAUUUCGGGUUGGUAAAAGUGGAAUGGCCAGCGAUCGACGAACAGGGGGGAAAAUCAGUCGUGGACAAUAGUGGGCGCUAUGUGAGUGCUCGUAAAUUCAGCAAAAUGCUGUUUAAAUUCAGCGAGGAAAAUGAUUUCAUUUCUCAGUGUUUAUUUAAAAUUUUAAUAUUUCCAAGAAGAAAUUCUGUCAAUUUCUCAUUGAACUAUUAUCAGCGAUUGUUAUUCAAUGGAAAAGAUCCAUUCAAGUGGAAUUUUUGUAUCCUUUACCAACACUAUCCACGAGCUUUAAUGUAUCAGAAAAAAGUUGGAAUAUACCGCCUUUCUCCUCCCCUCUCUUUCUCAUUUUCAUGUCCAAUCACAGAGCUAGAGAGAUACUAGUACCGGUACACUAUUUUGGGCUCAUUGCACUUUUUUGACCGGGGGAACCAUCUAUAGUAAAAUAACUACGACUAGAUUAUGUGUUAAAGGUGCACUUCAUUCACUCGCUUAAGUACUAGGAUGAGCACCCAACAACCGUCGUGUGGUGAAAUUUGUAUGACAACAUUUCAGCAAUAGGUUUCUUAGCGGAUUCUCCAGCGCUGUGACUGCCUGAAGCUCUGGGGAGAAGUUUGGCAGUGAAGGCCCCAUUAUUGCAAAUUUACAUGUUCUCAUUUAUCAUAAUUUUUUCAAAAACUCUUGAUAUUUGAUAAUUACCUCCUUAUUUCAUAUAUUUGAAUAGAUGACCGACACAUUCCUACCAAAUUUAGACUCAUCGAACUGGAAGUUUUUGAGGGGGAAGGGGUUACUUUGGAGAUUAACUCAGUAAACAUGUGAUUGUAGAAAUAAGAGUUAAAAAAUAUUCUUUUUUUAAUUACUUCUUGGGUUUCAGUGAAAAGUGGCAAGUCUUAAUUUAUGAAGUGUAAUUGCUUUCAUGAAUAUAUGUUGCUGGAAAAGGGACCAAGGUUUAAAAAAUAUUAUGAAAUGGUCCAAAAUAGGGCAAAGAUUUAUUAGAUACUUUCCAGGGCCCUUAAACAGGCCCAAAGGCCUAACCCCUGCUGCAGGGACUUCUUGCUUCACGCUCGUAUUGUGUGCUUUCUGCACAUAUUUUACCCUUCGUGAUAGGUUUCAGUUUUUUUUUAGGUGAUCGAGUGGCAUCCCUCAUAUAUACACAAAGACAUCUUUUUCUUGCACUAACCAUAUAAUCUUUUAAUGGAUCAUUUUCAUACUUGGCUAAUGUAGGAUUGACAAUGAUUUCAUGGGAUUUUGAGUGUACAAGGUCAUAGGUCUUUACAUACAUUAAAAUAUCUUGUUCUUAUGAAAACCAAUUAUCCACCUGACGGACCAACUUCAAAUCUUAACUCAUGUAUGUGAUGAUCUGAGAUUUUGGUCACAAGGACAAAGUUCAAAGGUUACUCAUGCCAUCAUAAAAACAAAAAGUUAGGUACAUAUUUCUGAUCUGGCAAUGGCAGAGGUACAAAUUUCAGUCAAGAAUCCAUUUAAUUUUGUAAUUAUUUUUUUUCAUAGAAAAACUUUAUGGUAGAUAAUUUUUUUUUUGUAACAUAUGCUAUCUUGAUGAAAAAUAAAAUGAGAUAUUGAUAUUUUAGAAGAUGACCUUUCAAUUAUGUUUUUAGGUAUGAAUUAUAAGAUUGAUGUACCAUAUUCCUUCUAAAGCAAAAAAAAAUAUUGAUUUUAUUUAUGUAUUUUAGUCCCUAUGACACUCUGUUCUGUUUUGUUUCUAAUACAGGUGGAAAAGGCCAUAAGCAAGCACAAAGAAGGGCUUGUUGAGAAGAGAUAUCAUUACAAUAUGGGCCUGAUCAUUAGUGAAGUUCGUCAGAAACUAAAGUGGGCAGAUGGUAAGGCUAUCAAGACAGAAGUUGAUAUGCAAGUGACCAUUCUUCUUGGUCCUAAAACAGAGGCAGACAUGGUGAAACCAAGCAAGGAUGGAAAGAAAGAGAAAUCUAGCAGUGAUAGCAAAGGCAAAUCAGUCAAGAAAUCAAAAGAAGAAGAGAAGAAGUCUGAACCUGAGAAAGAAUUAGAAUCUCCUGCUGAACAAAAAUCAUUCUCAUCUGUCAAUCAACUAAUGGGUGAAGCUGUCAAAUUUCACAAACCAGGUGAAAAUUAUAAGACUGAUGGAUAUGUGAUUACACCCAGGACGAUGGAACUACUUCAAGAGCACUUGAAAAUCACAGGAGGACAGGUUCGCACUCGCUUUCCACCUGAACCUAAUGGCAUUCUUCACAUUGGACAUGCAAAGGCGAUCAACUUUAACUUUGGUUAUGCAAGGGCCAAUGGAGGCAUUACAUUCCUGCGUUAUGAUGACACCAACCCUGAGAAGGAAGAAGAGAAGUUCUUUACCGCAAUCUAUAAUAUGGUGACUUGGCUUGGUUAUCAACCCUACAAGGUCACUCAUGCAUCAGAUUACUUUCAGAAUCUAUAUGAUCUAGCUGUGGAACUCAUCAAAAGAAAUCUUGCCUAUGCAUGUCAUAUGAAAUCAGAAGACCUGAAAGGAUUCAAUGUACAAGAUUCACCAUGGAGAGAUAGGCCUGUAGAAGAAAGUCUGAGACUUUUUGAGGAUAUGAAGAAAGGCAAGUUUGAAGAAGGUGAAGUGACACUACGUAUGAAGACCACGCUCGAAGAGGGCAAGAAGGAUCCAGUAGCUUACCGUAUCAAAUACACUCCUCAUCAUAGAACUAAAGAUCAAUGGUGUAUAUAUCCAACCUAUGACUACACUCAUUGUCUAUGUGAUUCCAUUGAACACAUCACUCAUUCACUAUGCACAAAGGAGUUCCAGUCAAGACGUUCUUCCUACUACUGGUUAUGCAAUGCUGUUGAUGCCUACUGUCCAGUGCAGUGGGAGUAUGGUCGUCUUAACAUGCACUAUACUGUGGUCUCUAAGAGAAAGAUAGGCAAACUUAUUUCAGCUGGUAUCGUCAGAGACUGGGACGAUCCUAGGUUAUUUACUCUUACCGCUCUGAAACGAAGAGGCUUUCCACCUGAAGCUAUUAAUAUGUUCUGUGCAAGGAUUGGAGUGACCAUGUCUAAGGUAGCAUUUGAUCUAUCUAUGCUGGAGGCCUGUGUGAGAGAGGUUCUCAAUAAUACUGCAAAGAGAGUUAUGGCUGUUCUUGAUCCUAUCAAAGUCACCAUAUCAAACUUCCCUGAUGCAAAGGCUCGAUUGCUGGAUGUACCAAACAUCCCACAUGAUCAAUCUCAAGGAACUCAUUCAAUCCCAUUCUCAUCUGUGAUCUACAUAGAAAGAUCAGACUUUCAACAGAAAGCAGAGAAGGGUUACAGACGUUUGACUCCUGCACAGCCUGUUGGUCUGAAAUACACUGGGAAUGUACUCAAUGUAGAAUCGGUGGUUUGUGAUAACAGCGGAAAGGUGACUGAGCUCAAAGCUAGGAUUACACCCCUUGAAGAAACCGUUAAACCCAAGGCAUUCAUACAUUGGGUCUCAAAUCCCAUCUCAUGUGAAGUCAGAAUCUAUGAAAGACUUUUCAAGCAUAAGAACCCUGAAGACCCUGAAGAGGUACCAGGAGGUUUCAUCACAGAUUGCAAUAAGGACUCUUUGACUGUGAUGAAUGAAACACUAAUUGACCAAUCAGUGAAAGGUGCAAAGAUUUAUGAUAGAUUCCAGUUUGAAAGGAUUGGCUUCUUCUCCAUUGAUACAGAUACUACAGAUAAUAAGCUGGUCUUCAACAAAACAGUAGCCUUGAAAGAGGACUCAGGGAAGAACUGACAUUGAUUCAUUCUCCACUCAAGACUCUUUUUCUCAGAUUCUUCAUCUUCCUCUAUUCAACAACUUCUAUAGAGUAUUUUUUUUAUACGCCCGUCCUAGACGGGACGUAUUAUGGUAUCACACUCGGUGUCCGUCUGUCCAUUAACUUUUCCUUGUAAAUGCAAUAACUACAGUUUGACUUAACCUAGGCUCAUAUAAUAUGGUGUGUAUGACAAUAGCAUGGAUCCCAGGAGUCUUUUGAUUUUGAGGUAAAAAGGUCAAGGUGACAGUGACAUGUUUUCAUCUUACCGUUCUUAAGUCGUUGCAAAUGCAAUAACUUAAGUUUAACUUAACCAAGGCUCAUAUAAUUUUGUUUGUAUGAUACUAGCAUGGAUCCCAGGAAGGCUAAUGAUUUUGAGGUCAAAGGUCAAGUCGCCACUUUUCACUUUCUUGCUUGACCAAUAACUCCUUUUUUGGUGUUACAGGCAGGCGUAUUAUGUGCUCGUAGCGACACUCUUGUUUUUUGUCUCACCUGCAUAGCAGAGUGAGACUAUAGGCGCCGCUUUUCCGACGGCGGCGGCGGCGUCAACACCAAAUCUUAACCUGAGGUUAAGUUUUUGAAAUGACAGCAUAACUUAGAAAGUAUAUAGACCUAGUUCAUGAAACUUGGCCAUAAGGUUAAUCAAGUAUUACUGAACACCCUGCCUGAGUUUCAUGUCACAUGACCAAGGUCAAAGGUCAUUUAGGGUCAAUGAACUUAGACCAUGUUGGGGGAAUCAACAUCAAAAUCGUAACCUAAGGUUAAGUUUUUGAAAUGUCAUCAUAACUUAGAAAAUAUAUGGACCUAGUUCAUGAAACUUAUACAUAAGGUUAAUAAAGUAUGACUGAACAUCCUGCAUGAGUUUCACGUCACAUGACCAAGGUCAAAGGUCAUUUAGGGUCAAUGAACUUUGGCCGAAUUGGGGGUAUCUGUUGAAUUACCAUCAUAACUUUGAAAGUUUAUGGAUCUGAUUCAUGAAACUUUGACAUAAUAUUAAUCAAGUAUUACUGAACAUCCUGUGCAAGUUUCAGGUCACAUGAUCAAGGUCAAAGGUCAUUUAGGGUCAAUGAACUUUGGCCAAAUUGGGGUAUUUGUUGAAUUACAGCCAUAAAUUUGAAAGUGUGUUGGUCUAGUUCAUUAAACUUGGACAUAAGAGUAAUCAAGUAUCACUGAACAUCAUGUGCACAUUUUAGGUCACAUGACCAAGGUCAAAGGUCAAUGAACUUUGGCCAUAAUGGGGGUAUCUGUUGAAUUACCAUCAUAACUUUGAAAGUUGAUGGAUCUGACUCUUGAAACUUGGACAUAAGACUAAUCAAGUAUCACUGAACAUCCUGUGCGAGUUUCAGGUCACAUGAUCAAGGUCAAAGGUCAUGUAAUGUCAAAGAACUUUGGCCACGUUGGGGGUAUUUGUUGAAUUGCCAUCAUAUCUCUAUAAGUGUAUUGGUCUAGUUCAUAACACGUGGAAAUAAGAGUAACCAAGUAUCACUGAAUAUCUUGUGCGAGUUAUAGUAGUUUUCAAAAUCAGCACUGCUGCUAUAUUGAAUCGCGUGAUGCAGGUGAGACGGCCAGAGGCAUUCCACUUGUCAAAUCAUUUCAUUUAUUUAUUGAUUUUGGGGGGUUAACUAAUUUGCUUAUCUUUAUACUUCAUCAUCGUAACUUAUAGAGUAGAUUAUGUGUAUUCUGUUCUAUCUUCCAAUUUUGUCAUUAAUGUAAUAAUGCAGUUUGUUGUCCAGAUGAAGAUUAGAAACACUAUACAAGUCAUAAAACUUUUUAUCAAUUCAAGUCUAGGGCAAUUUUGGUAACAUACUUGAUGUCUAUGAAUGAUAUGAAGAAAAGAUCAGAAAAUAAAACUAAGUUCUUUUUUAAUUGUCUAAGAGAGAAAAAAAGGCCUAGUUGUAUUUUUCUGGAUGUCAUGGAUUAAUAUUUCCAUAAAUUGUUAACAGUAUUGUGAAGCAAUUUGGCAAAAGCAUUGUUUAAGGUAGGUACAGGUACCUUGUGCAAAUUUCCCCUUUAAUUCUCAUAUUGUUUUUCUUCAAAUGUUAAAAGUUUUAUUUCUUGAGACAUAUCAUUACUGAUAUAAAUCUAUGGUAUAUAGUCAUCCCUUGCACCCUUCAUAUCAGCCUUUAAUCUAUCUUGGAAUGAUUCAGAAUAUAUGAUAGAAAAAAAAUUAUGAAGUGAAAAGUGGUAUAUGGCAGGCUGAAUGUUCAUCUUUUGUUUUAUAUGGGGCUUUCCGUACCAGUAUAUUAAUAUUCUGAAUGAAAAUAUUGUCAUGUUUUUUUUUGGGGGGGGGGGAUGGGGAGGCAUAGAUGAAAGGGAUGAUAAAGUAAGCUAGUGAACACUGUCUGCAAUAUAUAAUUUUGUAUAGUUAUUCUUAUUCAUGCACAUGGGCAGAGCUGCCAACUAUUAGGAAAAAGUCAUAAUUAUUUUUCUUUUCAUGUCAAAUUAUGCCUUUAUGCUUUUGACCUUAUUUAUUACUCUUUUUGAGGGCAAAUAAGUAUGUUAACAUUAAAUGUAUAGGCCUAGUAAUACAUUGGACAGUGGUGAACUCAUCUGUAGGUUGCCAAUGAUGCUCGCUAUUUGCAUGAUCCUGUAUCUUUGUUUAAAUUGCUUUGAAUGUUGUCAUCACAUGCUUAAAUACUGACUCGAUCUUGCAGUUUUUUGUCUUGCCUGCAUAGCAGAGCAAGACUAUAGGCGCCGCUUUUCCGACGGCGGCGGCGGCGUCAACAUCAAAUCUUAACCUAAGGUUAAGUUUUUGAAAUGACAUCAUAACUUAGAAAGUAUAUGGACCUAGUUCAUGAAACUUGGACAUAAGGUCAAUCAAGUAUUACUAAACGUCCUGUGUGAGUUUUAGGUCACAUGACCAAGGUCAAAGGUCAUUUUGGGUCAAUGAACUUAGACCAUGUUGGGAGAAUUAUUUUCAAAAUCUUAACCGAAGGUUAAGUUUUUGAAAUGACAUCAUAACCUAGAAAGUAUAUGGACCUAGUUUAUGAAACUUGGGCAUAAGGUUAAUCAAGUAUUAGUGAACAUCCUGCUCUAGUUUCAGGUCACGUGACCAAGGUCAAAGGUCAUUUAGGGUCAAUGAACUUUGGUCAAGUUGGGGGUAUUUGUUGAAUUACUAUCAUAACUUUGAAAAUUUAUGGAUCUAGUUCAUGAAACUUGGACAUAAGGUUAAUCAAGUAUGAGUGAACAUCCUGCCUGAGUUUCAGGUCACAUGACCAAGGUCAAAGGUCAUUUAGGGUCAAUGAACUUUGGCCAAGUUGGGGGUAUUUGUUGAAUUACCAUCAUAACUUUAAAAAUUUAUGGAUCUAGUUUAUGAAACUUGGACAUUAGGUUAAUCAAGUACCACUGAAUAUCCUGUGCGAGUUUCAGGUCACAUGACCAUGGUCAAUGGUCAUAAGGUCAAUGAACUUUGGCCGUGUUGGGGGUAUUUGUUAAAUUACAUGUACCAUCCUAACUCUGAAAGUUUAUGGAUCUAGUUCAUAAAACUUGGACAUCAGAGUAAUCAAGUAUCACUAAACAUCCUGUAUGAGUUUCAGGUCACAUGACCAUGGUCAAAGGUCAUUAAAGGUCAAUGAACUUUGGCCGUGUUGGGGUAUUUGUUAAAUUACUAUCCUAACUCUGAAAGUUUAUGGAUCUAGUUCAUAAAACUUGGGAUAUAAGACUAAUCAAGUAUCACUGAACAUCCCCUGUGAGUUUCAGGUCACAAAACCAAGGUCAAAGGUCAGUUAAGGUCAAUAACAAUAAACUUAGGCUAUGUUGGGGUAAUUGUUGAAUUGCUAUCAUAACUUUGAAAGUUUAUGGAUAGAGUGAAUGAAAUGUGGACUUGGGUGUAGUUGACAAGUCUUAAGUCACCGUUCAAAUGUCAUUUAUGGUCAAUGAACGUGGUAUUAUGUCAUUAUAUGAAUGGUGUUUUUGUGAAUGAUUAUUUUAUAGUAGUUUUCAAAGUUAGCACUGCUGCUAUAUUAAAUCGCGUAAUGCAGGCGAGACUGCCAGAGACGUCCCACUUGUUCCUCUUUGAUUUGUCAUGGAUUUACACAAAAGAGAGAAUAACAGAGAUGAUUAUGAAUCUAAGCCAUAAAAGAAAGAGGAUUCAUUUUUUUAAAGGAAUUUUUUCUUCAUAUUACAUGUACCUCUCCAAAGAAAUUUAUAAUACUGCGUGGCACAUAUUUAAUUAUUACAUUUAUGUCAAAAUUAUGACUUUUGAGUUUCUGGAUUACUACUUUUUACUUUAAAAGGUUGGCAGCUGUGCAUGGGAUGUGGAAACGUUGGAGAUGAUGAUUAAUAAACAAUAUAUUUUCAAAAAGGUGGUAUAUUGGUUUGAAAAUGAUCAAGGAAAAUAAUAGCAUUGGUGACCUAGCCCCAUCUGUCAAGGCUCACUACCAGAUCCUCUGCCAUGCUUGAAACUUGUAUUUCAUAUCAAUCUUGAUUUCUAAAGGUUCUGGGUAGUACACUCUGAUGUGCCCUGAAUGGACAGUUAUUGAUCCAAAACAACUGAAUCAGAAAUUAAUUAAAUCCACCCAACCACUUCAUUCAAAUACUUUGACAAAUGAUCAAUAGAAAAUUUUUAUUUUUCUUGUGAUGCAAUAUUAUUUAUUUAUUUUUUUGCACAAUGUGUAUUUGGUAAAAAGAAAUUAACUCGUAAAGACCACAUCUUGGUAAUGAUUUGGGCCUUGAAUAGCCUUUUCAUUGGUCUUUCCAUUAAAUUUAAGAUCACUUUCAAUUUAUUCAGGUUUAUUUUUUACCCCUUCCAAUACAAUUAAAGUUUGAAGAGGGUAUAGGAAUUAGCAUACGGUCAGGCGGUCAAUCUAUUUCAAAUGUUGCGGUUUUUAACUAAUUCUAAUGAAAUUUUGCAUUGAUGUAAAGAUGUUCAAGACACAUUUUUGGCACAUGUUGGAAGUUAGCAUGUUAUGACUCAAAACUCAAGAAAACUAAUUGGACCAGCACUCAUGAAAUUUGGCACAAGCAUUGGUCUCUGGAUGAAGUCAUGCCAGACCCAAUUCUAAAUGUGUUUGGAACUGCAUUGUCAAGGCAACAGCAUGGAACAGGGGUAUUAUAAUUAAUCGCCUUCAGUGAUAUUACUAGUUAUUCAUGAAACCGAUUCCUUUAUGUACAAAAUGUAACACUGCAGAGCAAAAAAAAUUGGUGUCUUUUUCAUUUUAAAAUUUUAAAUGGGCUCUUACAAAGAUUUAGUUUCUAUUUUUUGUGCCGUAUUGAAAGAACUAGAUUGAAAAAAUGGUAUGUUUUGCAUCCUUUUCAUUAUAUGUCCUUGUAAUAUUUGUGCAAGAUACAUAUCACCAUUUUUUUUGUUCAAAAUUUGCAAAAUAAAAGCAAAGAUAAGA
Lytechinus pictus (painted urchin) is the source of this 9890-nucleotide messenger RNA. RefSeq names its product glutamine--tRNA ligase-like. Gene Ontology annotation, molecular function: glutamine-tRNA ligase activity; ATP binding. NCBI's taxonomy places the organism in Eukaryota, Metazoa, Echinodermata, Echinoidea, Temnopleuroida, Toxopneustidae. The record is from RefSeq and is a predicted model, not a curated record. Gene Ontology annotation, biological process: glutaminyl-tRNA aminoacylation; translation. Gene Ontology annotation, cellular component: cytosol; aminoacyl-tRNA synthetase multienzyme complex; cytoplasm. The transcript has 17 exons. Bases 2508 to 4532 code for a protein of 674 amino acids.